Molecule: messenger RNA, 633 nt
Organism: Chondrus crispus (carragheen)
Lineage: Eukaryota; Rhodophyta; Florideophyceae; Gigartinales; Gigartinaceae
Exons: 4
Coding region: 19-429 (136 amino acids)
Source: RefSeq, a predicted model, not a curated record
AUUUCUCUAUUGCCUGACAUGUUUUCAGCGUUUGUGAGCUCUUUUCCGCUACCGCGAGCGGCCCCCACACGACGGGCGACUUGCGGUGCGAGACCGCGAUGCGUGCCAAAGGCGGGAGCGGAAAGCUGGGACAAAGCGGCGGCCUGGGAGAAAACACCACAGAUGCCAUCAAAGGGGGUUCAAGAAAUCGAGUUCAUCAUCAAACAGGAUGGGACAGUCGAGGAGAGAGUGACAGGUCUUCGAGGGAAGAAUUGCAUCAAGCUGACGGAGAAAAUUGAAGCGGCGUUGGGGCGCGUGACGUAUACGGAGAAGACUGAAGAUUACUUUGAGACCGAGUACAACACCGUGCAGGAAACGCAGGAGGUGAAGAACAUCGUGCCGCCGGAGGACCCGCUCUACGUUUCUGACCCGAACAUAUCGUCGUGGUGAUGUGCUGCCUCUGUGAGAGCACAAGUGGCGCUUUCGGUUGCUGAUGUAGAGUUUUGCUACGAGAUAGAAUUUUUGCACACUUGAGAAUGCAGAUGUGCGAGUCUGCUGCCACAGGGCGACCUGGAAAAGAUUAGGAUAACAUUUGUUUCUCACUCGGUACCGUGCAAUUGCCACGCUUGCAGUCACAAAGAUGUUGAGCAUGAG